Messenger RNA from Morus notabilis, 580 nucleotides. RefSeq lists its product as uncharacterized. NCBI's taxonomy places the organism in Eukaryota, Viridiplantae, Streptophyta, Magnoliopsida, Rosales, Moraceae. The coding region runs from base 17 to 580 and encodes 187 amino acids. The record is from RefSeq and is a predicted model, not a curated record. The transcript is spliced from 3 exons.
AGAAGAUAAAGAAUUAAUGGCGAGGGAGAAAGCUGAGAAAAAGGAGUUGGGAAGGAAGACGUGCAAGUCGAGGGACAGCAAAGCCAAGAUAUCUCUGGAAGACUACCUCCGUUUCCUUCAUUCUCGCAAUUACUCGGAUCUCUGCGUCAACUUUCUCAAUCAGAUCAUCAGCAUGCACGGUUACAAGAAAAUCCACAAGUCUCCCAAGAAAGUGCUAGCUGAGGCAGUGGACAAGCUCGCCCUUGUAAAUCCAUGUCGCUCGACUCUCAGGGAGAGAAUCUCGCCGACGGCGUCGACGACGAUCGACGACGUCGUUGAGGAUCUCGAAGCGCUCAACUGGCAAGAGUGCACCGUCACCUUUGUACAAGCCCUGAACUCAGCGACCAACGGCCUUGUCAUCUACACUUCUCCGGAGCCGCCGAAGCGCCGCCAUGCCGAUCGCUCCAAGGGCCCAACAAAUAGGCGGAAAGCUCUCGUCCCGAUCCAAAAUGGCGGCGCGGUCAAGAAAGUUGGGCUUGGGCAGCCGAGGAAGGCGGCGAAGAGGAUGAAACCGAUCGUGGCGGUGAUGAACGGCUCGUGA